UGUGGGGGUGCGGCAGCCGCCGAGGCCCCGUUUCAAGAUGGCGGACGACAGUGAGACAGCAGUGAGGCGGCCGCUGGCGAGGCCUCAGCGGCCGUCGGCGGAGGAGAACGACCACGAGCACUGCAGCGACUGCGAGAACGAAGCGGAGCGCGGCUCGAAGCGGGGUGGCUUGAGUCCAGUGAAUGACAGCGGAGCCAAAAAGAAGAAAAAGAAACCAAAACGGAAGAAAGAAAAAGGAGGAGAUCAGCCCGACCAGGCUCAGGACCAGCCAAUGAAGGUCAACUCUUUGCCCGCUGAGAGGAUCCAGGAGAUUCAGAAAGCCAUUGAGCUCUUCUCUGUAGGCCAGGGCCCUGCCAAAACCAUGGAGGAGGCCAGCAAGCGCAGCUACCAGUUCUGGGACACGCAGCCAGUGCCCAAGCUCGGAGAGGUGGUGAACACCCACGGCCCCGUUGAACCAGACAAGGACAACAUCCGCCAGGAGCCAUACACUUUGCCCCAGGGCUUCACCUGGGACGCGCUGGACCUUGGGGACAGAGGCGUGCUGAAGGAGCUGUACACGCUGCUGAAUGAGAACUACGUGGAAGAUGAUGACAACAUGUUCCGCUUCGACUACUCUCCUGAGUUCCUGCUGUGGGCGCUGCGUCCCCCAGGCUGGCUGCCCCAGUGGCACUGUGGUGUCAGAGUGGUCUCCAGCAAGAAGCUGGUUGGGUUUAUCAGUGCGAUUCCUGCCACCAUCCACAUCUAUGAAACAGAGAAGAAGAUGGUGGAGAUAAACUUCUUGUGUGUCCACAAAAAGCUGCGUUCAAAACGAGUGGCUCCGGUCCUGAUCCGUGAGAUCACACGAAGGGUUCACCUGGAGGGGAUCUUUCAGGCUGUUUACACAGCAGGAGUGGUGCUGCCAAAGCCUGUGGGGACAUGCAGGUACUGGCACCGCUCCCUGAAUCCUCGGAAACUCAUCGAGGUCAAAUUCUCCCACCUGAGCAGGAACAUGACUAUGCAACGCACCAUGAAGCUUUACCGGUUGCCCGAGACCCCCAAGACUCCAGGCUUGCGGCCAAUGGAGCACAAAGACAUCCCUGCAGUGCACAAGCUCCUGACCGAGUACCUGAAGCAUUUCCACCUGACGCCCGUCAUGAGCCAAGAGGAGGUGGAGCACUGGUUCCUACCUCAGGAGAACAUCAUCGACACCUUCGUGGUGGAGAGCACCCCAGGGGAGGUGACAGACUUCCUGAGCUUCUACACGCUGCCCUCCACCAUCAUGAACCACCCGACCCACAAGAGCCUGAAAGCUGCUUACUCCUUCUACAACGUCCACACCAAAACGCCUCUCAUCGACCUCAUGAGCGACGCUCUCAUCCUCGCCAAGUCGAAAGGAUUUGAUGUCUUCAAUGCACUGGAUCUCAUGGAAAACAAAACUUUCCUGGAGAAGCUGAAGUUUGGGAUUGGGGACGGGAACCUGCAGUAUUACCUGUACAAUUGGAAAUGUCCCAGCAUGGCACCAGAGAAGGUUGGACUGGUGUUGCAGUAAGUGACCCUGUGAGGAUGGCACGCUGUCACUGAGGAGCCUGGCCUGGCUGAAUGUGGCACCACAUGGAAGUGAGCCAGCCCUGCCAGCCCCGACUGAUGUCACCGACUGCAUCCCCAGGCAGCGGCAGUGCUCUCCUUUGUUUUGAAUUAAUUGCAUCCUCCUAAAGACAUGAUCAAGGGAAUGUAACUGCUGAAACUAGCUCAUGAUUGGCAUAUAAUGGAGUUAACGGGUGAAUAAUAAAAGUAUAUAUUAUAUAUAUUUUAAAUCUUUCCUGUUCCAAAUUGGCACGAAUGCAUUCAGCUGCUGAAGGCUACCACCUGCUCCUUGGUGCCAUCCCUCCCUGCUUGGGAACACCUCAAUAUUUGGUUUUAAGGGCUAUUUGUGCAAGCAAUGCCUUGUCCCUUCUCCUCCCUAGCCUCGGAGACUUGAAGCCUCAGGGCGAAGAUGCAGGGGACCCAGCUUGGAGCACAUCCACAUCCGCUACCCCAGGCCACCUCGGCGCACUGUGCUCAGAUGUUUUUCUCUCCACGCCACCGAAGUCCAGCCUGCAUGCCCUACAACGUGCCAUCAGCCUUCCUGGGGGCUCAGCUGCUCCCAGUGCCUCCUGCACAGGCUCAGAAUCAGGACCAGAUUCGUCCAUGGAACCCUUUUUCCCAAGAAGACGUCUGUUUCUAUUGCUCCAUUGCUCUUGAUCUCCACGCCAAAGGUUUCAGAGCUGCACAUGCCCAUCUAUGCACUCCCAGUGUCCCUGUCCCCCUACUAUGCAAGCAGCUCUGCAUCCCCUCCUGUGCCCCACAGAGCCAAGAGCCGCCCUGCACUGGUGAUGGGGACAUCAGCUACAAGUACUGAGCUGGGAGCACGUGGGACUUUCUGGGGCUGUGGGACAGUGGGGUGAACCAGGCUUCAACAAGCCCCCAGCACUGGGGAAAGCAUCAGAAAAGGGGGCUCAGCCAUUUCCCCCUGCAUCUCCUCCCUUUGUCCCCAGAGCCACCCCUCCUGCAGGUGACAGCAGGUGAAGGGGACAUGGGGCAAGCUGUUCAAUAAACCUUUAUUCAAUCCA
Lagopus leucura (white-tailed ptarmigan) is the source of this 2588-nucleotide messenger RNA. It is a transcript of the gene NMT1, whose product is annotated as N-myristoyltransferase 1. The transcript is spliced from 12 exons. Lineage: Eukaryota; Metazoa; Chordata; Aves; Galliformes; Phasianidae. Gene Ontology annotation, molecular function: glycylpeptide N-tetradecanoyltransferase activity. Gene Ontology annotation, biological process: N-terminal peptidyl-glycine N-myristoylation. The coding region runs from base 38 to 1528 and encodes 496 amino acids. The record is from RefSeq and is a predicted model, not a curated record. Gene Ontology annotation, cellular component: cytoplasm.